CCUCUUGUCUUUAUAUGGAUAAAAUGCUCUGAACUAUAUUUGGGCAUGCAGUUGCACAGGAUUUCAAGGAAUGUACGAGCAUCGCAGACGGCCGAGACGAAAGGCUAAUGCGCUCCUUACCGACUCCUCAGCUGCGCCGCUCCAAAUGCGCUAAGCUACUUGCGUAGACCAAACCGGACGGGCGGUUGCUCGGUUAAUGUAGGUUCUUUAUUACCCCCUGUUUAUGGACCUGUGACGGACAACAUAGAGACGGCAAGAUAUAUUGACGGGAAAUUACAGGACUCAUCUGUCUGUCUGUAACAAAAUUGGGAUUUUUGUUUUGGGGUGCGCCGUAAAGCCCGUUGACAAUCAUGUCCAGGAGGAAGGUGAGGGGGUUAACGCGGACGGGGCGGCAGGUGAGCGAGGACCCCGACAUUGAUAACUUGCUGUCGACACUGUCGCCCGAGGAGGUGGAGGAACUGGAGAAAGAAGUCAUGACCGUGCCUGACACAGACCCGAACGAGACGCUCGGCUUCACACCGGGUUGCAGGCUGGAAAAGAAACCGUCGUUAAACAAUAACACGGAGGCCAAGCAGGACCAGUGCGACACCAAGCGACUUCCACGAAGAGAGCUGUCUGUCGAGGGGGAGCCGAAGAAGGAGAGCAGGAAGCAGGAGUACCUGAGGAAGAUGGGCCUGAGCCAGGAGGGGAGCCUCCCCACGUCGGCCAGCCAAGAUGGCGGCCCCCAACGGCAGGGCAGCGUCUCCUCAGAGGGGGAGCACAACAAGAUGGAGGACAGAAACUGCCGGGAGCCGGGCGAUCUGAAGGAGAAUCGGCGCACCCCCCUGGAGAAGACCCGGCGGGAGGGGAUUCGGGACGGGGAGAAAGGGAACGAGAGAGAGGAGGAGAGCAAAAAGAAGGCGGAGAACAACAGCAAGACGAAAGAGCUGAUCUCCAAACUGCAGGAGAAAAAGGAGGAGGGCAGAGAAAAGGAGAGGAGGGAGGAGGGGCGGAAGAGAGAGGAGGGAAAGACGAAGGAGCUGAUCUCCAGGCUGCAUGAGAAGAAAGAGAAGGAGGAAAGCAAGGAAAAGGAGAGAAAAGACAUGGAGAUGAGGUGGAAGGAUGACAGGAAGACCAGAGGGCUGGUCUCCAGGCUGGAGGAGAAGCAGAGCCCGGGCAAGGAGGACAGGGCAGAGGUGAAGAAGGACAGAGUAGAGGGGAAAAGCAACAGCGAACAACGGAACGAGUUGCAGGAGAGAGAGAGGGACAAGCCGUGUGAGAAGGAGGAGAAGGAGAAGGAGAAGAGAGAGAGGGAUGGAGGGAGGGAUAAAGAGAGCGAGAGGGGAGAGAGAAAGGCAGCGAGGGAGGAGAAAGAGAAGGAAGAGAAGGAGAAAAAACAGAAGGAAAAUACGAAAGAGAAAGAAAGAGAUGAGAAAGAGAGAGGGAAGGAUAGAGAAAAGGAGUCGGGGAAAGAGAAACCCUCAAGGCUCAGCACUACAGAGAAAGCAGGGAACGACCAGAGCCCGGUCAGCAAGACCACGGAGGAAGAGGAGGAUGACGAAGCUAGCAGCAUGUUUGACGAGCUGUUGGAGCAGGUGCGCAGCAACGACCCCGCCAUGACCGAGCUCAACGUCAACAACUCCGAGGUCAUCAAGGCCCAGACCCUCAUCCAGUUCGCCGAGGCGCUGAGGGACAACACGCACGUGAAGACGUUCGCCCUCGCCAACACGCGCGCCGACGACCACGUGGCCUACGCCAUCGCGGGGACCCUGCGCGCCAACAAGACCAUCGCCAGCGUCAACCUGGACUCCAACCACCUCACCAGCAAGGGCAUCAUGGCCCUGGUCCAGGCGCUGCAGCACAACGCCACGCUGGCCGAGCUGCGCUUCCACAACCAGCGCCACAUCUGCGGCGGGAAGACCGAGAUGGAGAUGGCCAAGGUGCUGAAGGACAACACCACCCUGCUCAAGCUGGGCUACCACUUCGAGCUGGCCGGCCCCCGCAUGACCGUCACCAACAUCCUGAGCCGCAACAUGGACCGGCAGCGGCAGCGGCGGCUGCAGGAGCAGAAGCAGGCCCAGGCCCAGGCCAACGGGGAGAAGAAAGGGGGAGGCGCUCUGGAGGUCCCCAAACCUGGCGGGGCCUUCCUCAGGGGGUCCCCCAGAGCCUCCCCAAAAGCCUCCCCACUGCCGUCCCCGCUGCCAUCGCCCAUCCCCUCGCCCAAGGUGACCCCUAAGCGCGGAGGAGGAAGAGGAGGAGGUGGAGUGGGAGGAGGAGGUGUGGGAGGCGGAGCCCCGCCCCCGCCGGCCCCGCCCCCGCCGCCUCCCGCGCCCCUGCUGGACGGAGACUUCCUGCGGAACUCCUUGUCUCCCGCGUCGCAGCGGAAGCUGGACGACAGGGGGGCGGGGCGAGGGGGCGGGAAGAACUCCAGGGACCAGCUGCUGGCAUCCAUCAGGAGCAGCACCGUCAAACAGCUGAAAAAGGUCACCGUACCAAAGCUCCUGCAGUGAAAGGAAGGAAGGAAGGAGGGAAAAGAGAGGAGAAAGAGAGAGAAGCAGAGAUGGAGGGAAGAGAACAGGACUCACAUCUCACCUCUGAGGGGAUCAGUGCUCGUGCUCAAUUUUCGUUUUUUUUUUUACUGAAAACACGGGAAGCAGUCUGACCGCUGAGCUGGCACGGGAUCGGGGGUGGGGGGGUGGGGGGGGGGGCGAGGGGGGGGGGGUGUGUGAGUGGAAUCAAGGGUGGGGGGAGGGUUUGAGUGGAGGGGGGCGGGGGUUAGUCCUGGAUGUCUGGCCUUUUCCUUUUGGUCCCUCUACAGCACUGCACUCUCAUUGGACCACAGAAGGUAAAAAGGCGGGGGCGGUGUCCGCCUGCUGGUGGCCCCCUGCCGUGGCCUCGGCUGCCAUUUGCACUGGACUCUGGAGCAGAGCACUGGCACAGUAUGUGGGAGAAGGUGUGUGGAUGUGCUGUUUUGUGCUGUAUGGGAUUAUCAUAAUGACUGUCAGGUUGGAUGAGGUUGAGGAUGAUAAUUAUCAUUUAAAUACUGGUGUACGGAGCCACAGAGUGAGCUCAUAAAGAAAACUUUAACUGCAGACUCCAGCAGAGAUAUUGGAGCAUAGUUUAGCAACUAUGCCUCAGUCAAAACAUUUGCUAAAUGAUUUAUCGAAAUUUAAUUGGAAAAUUGCAAACCUGCAUUUAUUUGGCUGACUGUCAGAUUUCAAACAUUUUUUUUAAAUUUCAAAAACCAACAAGAAUUUCUGCCUUUUCGCACAGUCUGAACAUGGAACUUCUAACAAUGGCCUUUAAAUGCGAACUCAAGAUACGUCCUUUCCAUUUUUAAUUAGAAUGAAGGUUGUUUGGACGAGAUCGAAUUAAGUUGUGAACCGCCUUUUCUGUGGUGCAAGGCUUUUUGGAUUUUGUUUUCAUGAUUUCUGAGGACAACUGAACUGAAUUUAUUCUCACUUUUUUAAAUUAAUGCUCAGCAUGUAUUGAUCAGGAGCAUAUGCACCUUUAAUGCUUAUUUGGCAGAUAUAUUUAAUUAAUGAAAUAGCCUGCUUCGAGAGACUACAAUGAAGUCUCUUAAAACUAAUGGGGAUGCAGGGGUGUCCAAUGCACCUCCCCUUAAGAUGGGUGGUACGUAAAGGCUGUGGAUUAGUCACUGAGAGAAGCCAGAUAGAGAUUUCAGAUGUUCCCACUCCACUGUGUUCUCUGUACCUGCUUUCUAAAUAUCGCCCCCUCCUGGCUGAGUACAUAUGACCUGCCUUUCCUCCUGCCUGUGAUGCAAACAUUCCAUUAGAAUUCUGUCAUGGCAUUGAGAGAUUCUACAAGUUCUUUAUUGGAGGAAAAGCAGAGGUUGCCUAUCUACACACAGGAGCAGAUAUGUGUGAAGCUUCCUUAAAAACUCCUCAAAACAUCAAUACAGGACAAUAGUCUUCAUUACUUUUUUGCCAAAAAAAGCUUAAUUUGUGGCAAAAAUCUACUUGAAAUGUAUUACUGAUUUGUUCGGCAUGAAUAUUGUAAUUUUACUUGGUGGUAUACUGAAUAGACCCCCUACCUAGACCACUAAUAAUAAUCUAUACCACAGCGACUUUUCUGGUGAGUGCUACUUCUCCAUGGUUUGUAUGCUUUCAAGCAGUUAUAGUGUCACUCUGGCUUACUGUCUGGAUGUUUAACUUUCUCUCUUAGUUCCAGUGUAAUGUUUUGCGAGCAGUUGGCCACAGUUCAGUACAAGUUCACAUAUUUGAUGAAAGCCAGCAUCAGAUAAGGGAUAAAUGGGCUGAAAUCUAAUGGGAAAUGGUUUAACAUUGUUUAACUUGUCCAUACUGUUGGACUGUUUACAGAAAAAAACAAGUGAAAAACGUUGUUCAGUGGAUGCUAACGACCUUAGAGGAUCCCCUUAUUCUCAAGCCUUGUGGUGAAACUAAGGUUAGAGUGUAGACAUUGGGCCUGGUCACUCAGAGUUAGUGAGUUAAUAAUGAGUUAGUGAGUUAGUGAGUUAGUGAGUUAAUGAGUUAGUGAGUUAGUGAGUCAGUGAGCUAAUGUGUUAGUGAGUCAGUGAGUGAAUGAGCGAGUGGCACUGCCAUCUGCGGAUUGCCUUAAGCUGUGGCCAAAAAGAAAGGAUGAUUGAAUCAUGAUUUAAUGCAUUACUUUAUGUGCCAUGCCAGCACAAAGAAAAUAGCCCAGGUCCUAAUAAAGCAGUGAGAGGAUGCAAACUGAGCAGACGGGUGCUCUUUGGCAAUGAAUCUCCCAUGACCUCACUCAUGGCAUUAAAUACAGAGCCAUUCUGCAACGCUUCUGAAUCCGCAUAGGGCUUGUUUAUCAGAUAGUCAAAACGGCUUCAAAACUUUCUCUAUUUCAUAUCUAACACUAAACAGCAUGACAUCCAAGGGAGGUUAUUACAUCGGAUCAGAAAAGUGGUUUGAAAUAUGUCUUAAUCAUUUUGAAAAAUGUAAUCUAUGAUUGUUUUAAUGUUUUUGAAGUACUUAAAAAAAAAAAUUAGUCACACAGUCUCAUGAAGUUUUUUUCAUUCUAUGGCAUCAGAAAUUGGGGCUAUUGAAUUGACAUUGAUAAAAUGAUUUUUUGCAUUAUGUUCAGAAUUGCUAAUAUAUUCUCAUGCUAAAAGUUUAUAAAUAUUACUCUCAUUAACAGGUGUCUUACACAUAUUGUGAAUUUACAUGUAUUUUUUUAAGGAAUAUUGAAAUACUUCUAACCAUAUGACCAAUAAACAUAGUAUGAAAUGGUGCAUUGAAAA
Messenger RNA from Anguilla rostrata (American eel), 5230 nucleotides. RefSeq names its product leiomodin 1b (smooth muscle) (gene lmod1b). Gene Ontology annotation, biological process: pointed-end actin filament capping; myofibril assembly; actin filament organization. Gene Ontology annotation, molecular function: actin binding; tropomyosin binding. Gene Ontology annotation, cellular component: cytoskeleton; striated muscle thin filament; myofibril. The transcript is spliced from 3 exons. Bases 351 to 2489 code for a protein of 712 amino acids. The record is from RefSeq and is a predicted model, not a curated record. NCBI's taxonomy places the organism in Eukaryota, Metazoa, Chordata, Actinopteri, Anguilliformes, Anguillidae.